Messenger RNA from Dermacentor albipictus, 910 nucleotides. Its product is annotated as solute carrier family 22 member 20-like. The record is from RefSeq and is a predicted model, not a curated record. Gene Ontology annotation, biological process: transmembrane transport. NCBI's taxonomy places the organism in Eukaryota, Metazoa, Arthropoda, Arachnida, Ixodida, Ixodidae. Gene Ontology annotation, cellular component: membrane. Gene Ontology annotation, molecular function: transmembrane transporter activity.
AAUCGAGCCUGGAUGCGAAGCCUAGUGCAGACGGCCACCAUGAUGGGAAUGCUCGCGGGCACACUGGCAUCUUCCCUUGGAGACAGGUUCGGUCGCAGACCCAUGGUAAUAACAGGUUACGUGACCAGCUUUGUUGGAAGCGUGUCCGUGGCGGUGUCCCCGUGGUUGUCCGCCCUUCUUGCAUCUAGGGGACUGCUGGGCUUCGGCCUAGGAAUGGGACAGUCCUCAUCUUUCUGCCUACUAAUGGAGGUGAUCGGCCUUCAGAAGAGGACCGCUGCAGCUCUUGCGCUCGGCGUCGGCUUCUCUCUGGGCAUCAUCGUGCUUCCAGGCUUAGCUUGGUUCCUGCAAGACUGGAGGACGCUGCAGUGGGCUAUGAGCGCCCCUUUUUUGGUAUUCGUCGUUUGGUCGUGGUUCUUGCCGGAGUCUCCGCGUUGGCUUAUAGCCAAAGGAAAGGUUCCUGAAGCCCGUAAAGUAAUACUGAAAGCCUGCGCGGACAAUGGACUCCAAGUGGACGACAUCGAUAUGGUCCUAGUGCAACUAAGGAAGAAAAUUCUGCAGGAAGAAGAAGCUGCCAGGAAGAAGGCCAGCUGCAUAGACCUCUUAAGAAGCCGAAGAAUGCUGCUCUACACCGUCAUACUGGUUUACGCCUCGACCGCUGGUGGCCUCACCUUCUACGGCCUGCAGCUAUCGGUGACCAGCCUGGGCGGCGAUCCCUACCUGACUUUUGUUCUGGCAGCCCUCGUCGAGCUGCCAGCAGUGAUCGUCUGCUACGCGGCCAUACGGUGGUGCAGGAGGCGUCCGACAUUGCUCACUGUGUACGGCGGCGUCGCAUUGAGCACCCUCGCAGUGUGCUUACUGCCACUGGGUACUACGUUACUUUAGCCACUCGGCCCCUGGUUGUACUUACGAC